Salvelinus namaycush (lake trout) is the source of this 2127-nucleotide messenger RNA. Its product is annotated as actin-binding LIM protein 1-like. Gene Ontology annotation, biological process: cytoskeleton organization; cilium assembly; lamellipodium assembly. Gene Ontology annotation, molecular function: actin filament binding. Bases 1 to 2016 code for a protein of 671 amino acids. Gene Ontology annotation, cellular component: actin cytoskeleton; stress fiber. NCBI's taxonomy places the organism in Eukaryota, Metazoa, Chordata, Actinopteri, Salmoniformes, Salmonidae. The transcript has 22 exons. The record is from RefSeq and is a predicted model, not a curated record.
AUGAGGGAGAGGAGUUCGGUGCAGCAGCACAAGCAUCCUCCCUACGAUGGCGGACUUUGCAACUAUUCCCAGAAAAUCAUCUCCUGCUUCGGACUGGACGUGGCACAUGCGCAGGACACACACCAUUCCAAUGAGAAGCCUCUGAUUCAGUGCUACAAGUGUGGGGAGCCAUGUAAGGGUGAGGUGCUGCGGGUCCAGUCCAAGCACUUCCACCUGAAGUGCUUCACCUGUAAAGUGUGUGGCUGUGACCUGGCUCAGGGAGGCUUCUUCAUGAAAAAUGGAGACUACCUGUGUACCCUGGACUACCAGCGAAUGCACGGUACACGCUGCAACGGCUGUAGGGACUUUGUGGAGGGAGAGGUGGUCACUGCCCUAGGCAAGACUUACCACCCUGCCUGCUUUGUCUGCACCAUCUGCAAACGACCAUUUCCUGCUGGGGAUAGGGUCACCUUCAAUGGCAAAGAUUGUCUGUGUCAGUACUGUGUCCAGCCCACGUCCCCAGGACCUGGCAAAGACCUCAUGGACUCCAACUGCUGUACGGGCUGUGGUAGAGACAUUAAGAAUGGUCAGGCUCUCUUAGCACUGGAGAGACAGUGGCACCUGGGCUGCUUUAAGUGUAAGGCCUGUCAAAAAGUCCUCACUGGGGAGUACAUCAGCAAGGAUGGCGCACCCUAUUGUGAGAAGGACUACCAGAUCCAUUUUGGGGUCCAGUGCGAGGCAUGCCAGCAGUUUAUCACAGGCAAAGUGCUGGAGGCAGGGGACAAACACUACCAUCCCAGCUGUGCACGAUGCAGCAGGUGCAACCAGAUGUUCACAGAAGGAGAAGAGAUGUACCUGCAAGGAUCAACCGUGUGGCACCCUGGGUGUAAGAACACAACCAGAACAGAGGAGCAACAGAGGGAACAGGCAAAAGUAGACAAUGAGAUCCUUGAAUACAGGGACCUAGCCGCCAUUCCCAAAGUCAAAGCCAUUUAUGAUAUAGACCGCCCUGAUCUGAUUACCUAUGAGCCUUUGUACACCUUGUCCCUUGAUGAGAGGGAGGAGAGGAGGGAGAGUGUGGGAGAGUCCUCAAGAAACAUGUCACCUACACCAUCCACUAGCUGCUAUGACAUAAGGGAACGCAUCCUUCAGAGGUCUACCAGUCAGGGCUCCAUCGGCUCACCUGUCUACAAUCGUCAUAGUUACACCCCGUUGUCACGCUCACCACAGCAUUUUCACAGACCAGAUCAGGGGAUCAACAUUUACAGGAAACCACCCAUCUACAAACAACACGAUUCACCCGCACCAAAAAGAAAGUCUGCUGAUGAAAUCAUCAGAUCCGCUACGUUUCCUGCUGCCCAUGUCCCCCCUCUGGAUGACACAUCACCGAGCAAGAGCGACCACUGGCCCCCCUGCGCUCUCUCCCGGGCCCUGGUUGCCUUAGAUGUCCGUAGAAGGAGACGGUCUAGGGAAGAGGAGGAAGAGGAGGCCCUGAAGAGAAAGCAGCUCCAGGAGGAGCAUAUCAACAAGAUCCAGUCUGGUUUGGGGAAGCUGAUAAUGAAGGAGGAGAAUGAGAAGGAGCAGAUCAGGGAACGCAGCCAAUCAGCUCAGCGCUAUGACCCCCAGCAGACCAACUGUGAUGGAGAUGAUUCCAAAACCUCAUCGCUGCCUGGUUAUGGACGGAAUGGAUUACAUCGGCCUCAGUCCACAGAUUUCACUCCGUACAACAGCCAUGGCAACAUGUGUGGGGGAGGAAAAGAGUUUCAGCACAUAAGGGAUGGCAGUGCUGCAGUAACAAGAAUGGACAGGGGAGUAUCUAUGCCUAAUAUGUUGGAAACAAAAGUUGUACCAUAUGAAAUGCUCAUGAUAACCAGUAGAGGGCGAGCUAAACUGCCCAGGGAGGUGGACAGAACAAGACUGGAGCGCCACUUAGCCCCAGAAACGUUCUUUGACAUCUUUGGGAUGGAGAUCCAGGAGUUUGACAGGCUUCCACUGUGGAAACGCAACAGCUUGAAAAAGAAGGCCAAUCUCUUCUAGCAGUCAGAGCAGAAUGCACUCAUCCCAUCCUUUCAGAUAGCACUCUACUCUAACACUGUAACAUAGAUGUAAGAUUUGUUUCGAUUUUUGUCAACCUUUUUUUCUGACAUG